Panonychus citri (citrus red mite) is the source of this 1212-nucleotide messenger RNA. Its product is annotated as exosome complex component RRP41-like. The transcript has 2 exons. Gene Ontology annotation, cellular component: cytoplasmic exosome (RNase complex); nuclear exosome (RNase complex); nucleolus. Gene Ontology annotation, biological process: rRNA catabolic process; U4 snRNA 3'-end processing; nuclear mRNA surveillance. Lineage: Eukaryota; Metazoa; Arthropoda; Arachnida; Trombidiformes; Tetranychidae. The record is from RefSeq and is a predicted model, not a curated record. Bases 74 to 811 code for a protein of 245 amino acids.
AUUUCUUAUUUUGUUGAUUAAUUUUAUUGUUUAUCAAUUCUUUGUAGUUUUAUAAAAUUAAUUUUAUUUUAUUAUGGAGACACGAGUAUUGUUACAAUCUACUAGUUGUAAGACACCAUUUAGAAUUGAUGGUCGAAAGCCAAGUGAAACUCGUCACUUGGUUUGUCGUGUUGGUGUUUUUGAACAAGCGGAUGGAUCGGCUUAUUUUAAGAUCGGAAAUACCCAAGUUUUGGCCACAGUUUAUGGGCCUCAUGAUACCCGUGGUAGAAGUAAAGUUAAUCCAGAGAAAGCUGUGAUUAACUGUAAGUACAACAUGUCCACAUUUAGUAAGACAACGAGGAAAAAUUUACCCAAAGGUGAUUACCGGUCAAUAGAGAUAAGUAACAAUUUAACUCAGAUUUUUGAUUCCGCCAUUUUGACUGAACUGUAUCCACAUUCACAAGUUGACAUUUAUUUAGAGGUUAUUCAAUCAGAUGGAAGUGAUUACGCUGCUUGUGUCAAUGCUGCUUCAUUAGCUGUUAUUCAUGCUGGUAUCCCAAUCAAAGAUAUUGUCUGUGCCUGUAGUGCUGGAUUCAUUGAUAAUCAACCGAUUACUGAUGUAAAUGGAAUUGAAGAAUCAUCAAAUAAUACACCUACCCUGACAGUAGCCAUGUUACCCAAGGAUAAACAGAUACUUUCAAUGGAAUCAAGUGGAAAAAUUCAUUUAGAUAAUUUAAUUGAUGUUAUGGAUGCGGCAAUCGAAGGAUGUAAAUCUGUUCUUUAUGUUAUGAAGCAAACAAUUCUCACUCAUAUUCAAGAAUUAAAGGAAUAAAUUGUCACCCACAAGUCCAAGGAAACAAGCAAAGAAAAAAAAAUCUCUAAUUCUCAUAAAUCACCACCAUCAUCAUCAUUACACUAAUUGAAUUAGUGAAACUUAAAUAGUGAUAACAAGUAAAAUUACUCAACAAUAGUGAGUCAAAUGGCUGUGAUUUACAUUUAAUUUCAAUCUAAUUUGAAAGAAGAUGGAAAACCACAAAUCAAGUUAUACAUUAUAUUACAAUUUCUAAUUGUGACCCAACAAGUUUACAACAAUUUAGAGACAACAGCAAAUCAAAUCAAUGACUCAUUAGAAGAUGAUCUGAAAAGAAAGCAAAAUCACUGAUUGUUAUGAUUCACUUUUAAUCUAAUGUAAUCCAUUUAAUCAUAAUAACAUGAGGAGAGAUACAAACAACA